Messenger RNA from Rhizoctonia solani, 2538 nucleotides. RefSeq names its product Fungal specific transcription factor domain. Gene Ontology annotation, molecular function: DNA binding; zinc ion binding. The transcript is spliced from 18 exons. The record is from RefSeq and is a predicted model, not a curated record. The coding region runs from base 1 to 2538 and encodes 845 amino acids. Gene Ontology annotation, biological process: DNA-templated transcription. Gene Ontology annotation, cellular component: nucleus. NCBI's taxonomy places the organism in Eukaryota, Fungi, Basidiomycota, Agaricomycetes, Cantharellales, Ceratobasidiaceae.
AUGCGACGAACAUCUAGUGACGAUGACGCAUGCGGUCUCAAGAACUACCAUAUAGAGUUUCUCGGAUCAAAAGUUGCGUCCCUCACACAGCCUUCGGUGGUAACAAACACAAACCCCAACAAUCCCAAUCAGCCAGUCUCCCACAUCCAUAAGCCAUUCAAGUUCAAGUCGGGCUCCCAACUCCAGAGCUUGAAGAAAUAUGCCUCGUAUUCAAUCUGCUGGGUCAGCUACUGGUUCGCAGGCGCCUGCGGCCACUACGCAAGCGUUGAAACGAAAUCAGGCCUGCCAUCAAUGUCGAAAACGCAAGUUGAAAUGGUGCGUAUCAACUUCUUGAUUGUUCUAAUCCCUGGCUUAAAGUCCCUCAGCAAUGCUCAAAAGCCUUGCGCCACCUGCGAAAAGUCACAUCGCCUGGCUGUUGCCUCGAACCCUGCUUUGAACGGAACUGAACCCGAGUGUACUUACGAUGAAUUCACUCCGGAGAAUCCCCCGCCUGUUCCAGAAGGACCACGAGCAAAAUACCAGCGUCUGGAGGCCAGGAUAAACGAAUUAGAGACACUGCUCAAGGAACAACAAGCCAAGGAAGUAGCCGACAACAUUAGCAACAACACACCACCGAUAUCUCAAACUUCGCCCUUGGCAUCUCUUUCAGCUGCUAGUUCUUCGGGCUCGCCCGCAAACAAUGUACCCCCCGUCCCAAACACGCGGGAUGCGUACUAUCGUACACUUUUCAUAGAUGAACCAGGCCCGUUUGUUCCCAGUGUACUUCCAACCAUUGCGCCUGCACCUACAGUCGACGAGUCUUCCCAACAAAUCAUCCCCAACGACUGGCCUUCUCGCCUUCCAGCCCCAGACUUGAUGCACCAUCUCAUUGACGUUUUCUUUAAUUGCUAUCCCGUCGCGCACUAUAUAUUACAUCGACCAACAUUCAUGGCAUCGCUUUUACUUCCGCCGAGAUCGCCGGCAUUUCCCCAUUCGUCACUACUCCAUGCUAUAUGCGCAUAUGCGAGUAUUUUCUCGUUUCGCGUCCAUACUCCCUCAAUCGGGCCCGAGAGAGGCCCAUUUCCAAGAAUAGAUCCCGAGGUUAUACGAGAACGCGAUAACUCGUUUGCAGAGAAACAUGUUAGAUGGUCUAGACAGGCUAGGGACGACGCCACGAGUAUCGGAACCAACCUUGUCGAAUGCGUGCAAUCGUUGGUUAUAAUGGUUGGGUACUACCACCUUACUGCCCGUUGGGUCGAAGUCUGGGCUUCGGCUGGGUUGGCGGUCCGAUACUGUGUUCCCCUUGGUCUCAACAAUCGCGCUGGGUUCCACACAGCACGCACACAUCCUAGGACCUGGCUUCGUAAUUCGAGCAUCUUCAAGGGGGGCAGGAGUAUUUUACCAGAGCCCGAUAAUGCUAUUGAGCGAGAACAACGUGCCAACUUGUUUUGGAUAGCAUAUUCAUACGAAAGAUUCCAAACGGCGGUUGGACCGUGGGCUAUGUGCUUGGACGACGAGGAUAUUAGCCAGUUGCUCCCAAUCAGGCUUGAAGACUUCGAAUCCGGAAAAGAAGUUGACCUUAACAGGCAAUGUUUGCAAACACCCAACUUCCUCACUACGCACAUACGUGAGACUACGGAUAGUUUCACGCUAUUUAUUAAGGCGUCAGUGAUACUAUCAAAGGUCAAGAUUUUGGCACUACGAGUGGGUAACCGUUACCCUGAUAUUCCGGACAUACGAGAUACACCGGCAUUUAGACACCUAGAAAGCACUAUUGCGACAUUCAGGAGUAGCUUCCCUUCGGAAUACCUAGAGCCUAUUUCUCAGACCAGCAAAGGAUUCGACACUCUACUCUAUGUCGCACAUUUGAUUCCUCAUACUGCUAUUAUCUUGAUGCAUGAAGAACACGCGGAUGUAAACUCGCCCAACUGCCUUUCGAUGCAAAAAUCUUUACUGGCAGCACGCGCGAUACUCGAUCUUAUAUACCUCGUAUGCUCUACGAGUUAUGAUAUGACCAGGCUUCCUUCAGUGUGCAACUUCUGUUGGUUUAUGGCCGCACGGGUGCUGGUUCGAGUAUUGAAAUAUCGACACCAAUCUGGAAAAAUGGGUGAAGCUGCAACGAUGCGGUCUGAAGUCGAGGUAAUUAGGCUCGCGUUUCAAAGAAUGAGCGAACGAAUUCCAAUUGCGACCAGACACUCCGCAAUGCUCGAUGAGCUUCUUGCAACUGAGUUACAUAACUUGGACGAUACCAUUUAUACUUGCAGGUACGAAGCGAUAUAUGACCCAGCAUACGUUCGCGAAGGCAGUGCCUUUGAUUGGCCAGAUCAAGUAGCAACGCUAGUCGAAGUGACCCAAGGAACACCUACAACUGCGAGUGCAUCCGUCUCGAGUCAUAUCCAAACUCCAGAGGCCGGUAUUGUGGUUGACCCUGGGCCCAUCCUAAUGGAUGCGCCCAAUUCUGCACAGGCUACAUUGGAACAAUUACUGCAAUCGAUGGAUUCUGAUUCAUUUCUUCUGGCCAGCGGCUAUGCUGAUCUCGCUCAAUUUCCAGUCUCUUAA